AUGGCGCAGGCAAUAUUUGAAGUGCUCGAAGGCAUGGACAACCAGACAGUGUUGGCGGUCCAGUCACUGCUGGAUGGCCAAGGCGGAGUUCCUGACCCAAACAACCAGAAUGUCUCUGGGACGCCCACAAUCCAGUCUAUGGACGAUGAGGACGUGUUCCUGUGUGGGAAGUGUAAAAAACAGUUCAACUCUCUGCCAGCUUUCAUGACACACAAGAGGGAACAGUGCCAGUCUAGCGCCCCCUCCCUGUCCACAGUGUCCCUGGCUUCCAGCAACGCCUACACGCCCGUCCCUUCUAUCAGCUCCGGACCACAGACUCCUGCCAACAGACAGGUAUCCACCUACAUCACAGUCCCUCCUUCCCCUCUGACACACACUCUGGUCCAAGGCAACGUGCUGGUCAGCGAUGAUAUCCUCAUGUCAGCUAUCUCAGCCUUCACUUCCAUUGACCAGCCUAUGGCCACCAUGCAGACACCUAUACAGAGUAACCUCAGCAUGCACACAGCUGGGGUUUCGUACCUUCAGCACCAUCACCACCACCACCACCAUCAUCAUCAUCACCAACAACAGCAGCAGCAGCAGCAGCAACAACAGCAACAACAGCAACAACAGCAACAGCAGUCCUCACACCCCCUGCCGCCUUCUGGCCAGACACCAGCCCACCCCCUUCCAGCUGCACAGCCCACCCAACAGCCGCUCUCGUCUCAAGUCCCAGCGAGCCACAGCAACUCAGUGGUCCAGGUGUACAGCACACUGCCACAUAUGGCUGGGGGUGGUAGUGCAGAGAUCCACACCCUGGGUUUGCAGCCUUUCCAUCCUAUACAAGUGCCCAGUCAGUGUGUGGAGAGCCAGUCAUACACCACCCCUCCUGUCUACAGUCCAGGAAAACAGGGCACCAAAACCAAGACCUGCAGCAUCACCGCCAAUCUGACUGAGCUGGGUGACUUUGAAAAGGUCAUCAUCCCCAAACGACCGAGGUGUAGCAAAAAGAGCCCAGAUGGAGUCACAGCAGAGCAGCUGAAAGGCAAAGGUCCAAAGCUGAAGUGUAAUUUCUGUGACAAAAUCUUCUCGAAAAACUUUGAUCUUCAGCAGCACAUCAGAAGCCACACAGGAGAGAAACCGUUCCAGUGCAUCGUCUGCGGCCGAGCGUUCGCCCAGAAGUCCAACGUGAAGAAACACAUGCAGACACACAAGGUGUGGCCUAUGGGUGUAGCCAGCACGGUCUCAAGAUUACCUAUCACAGUAAAGGUGGUGCCGGUGUCAGGCAAUGAAGAUGAAGCGGGCAGAGAGCAGCAGCAGCAGCAGCAGCAGCAAAGUGAGCAAGAGGAGGAGCGACAACAGCAGCAGAGCAGUCAAACACAAGUAGAGGAAGAGGCAGCUCAAACAGUACACUUGAUUGCAGAACCUCCAAGGGAGUUGGAGCAGAGUGUGACUGAGGCCCAGGUGGAUCCAGAGGGCAGGGGAGGGGAAGAGGUGCAGAACGGGCACUCUCAAGUCCAGAUGCACGAGUCCAACCAGAACCAACAGUGCCAGGCUCAGACCAAACAAAUCGUUGUGAUCGACAGCUCCUACCAGUGCCAGUUCUGCGCCAGCAAGUUCAAAACCUACUUCCAGCUCAAGUCCCACCUGACUCAGCACAAAGGGGAGCAGGUUUAUAAAUGUGUGUUGAAGUCUUGCUCCCAGACCUUCCAGAAGUUGGAUCAGUUCCUGGAGCACAUCAGGACGCACCAGGAGCAGCUGACGUACCGCUGCCACCUCUGCAGCAAGGUGUUCCCCUCGCUGUUCGAACUGGGAGUCCACCAGUACUCCCACUGCUUCUGCCCACAGCAGAACACACGUAAAGAAACCACAGUCUACAGGUGUGUGAAAUGUCAAAGCAGAUAUUCUACCCAGGAGGCUUUGGAACAGCAUCUACUGACAGCCUCACACAGCUUUCCCUGCCCACACUGUCAAAAGGUGUUCCCCUGCGAGAGAUACUUCAGACGCCACCUUCCCACUCACGGCAUCGGAGGGAGGUUCAAGUGUCAGAUCUGCAAGAAGGCCUUUAAGACAGAGCACUACCUCAAACUGCAUACACGUAUUCACUCAGGUGAAAAGCCGUACAAAUGCCCCCUUUGUGAGGCGACGUUCAACAGGAAGGACAAAGUGAAGCGACACAUGCUCAUCCACGAACCCUUUAAAAAAUACAAGUGUCCUUUCAGGACACAUGUAGGCUGCACCAAAGAAUUCAACAGACCUGACAAACUCAAGGCCCACAUUCUGUCACAUUCUGGUAUCAAGCCCUACAAGUGUCUGUUUUGUCAGAAGGCGUUCAGUCGCAGGGCCCACAUGCUGGAGCAUCAGCAGUCCCACACGGAUAACUACCGCUUCAGAUGCCCCACCUGCAACAAGGGAUUCACCAGACAAAGCUACUACAGAGACCACAAAUGUCCAGCAGCAGGGAACGGCUCAGGAAACGAAGGAGGGACCGAAGAGGCAGAGGAAGACGAGGUCGAAGGAGUCGGGGGAAGUAAGGACGGAGAGGAUGACGGGAGGAGAGGAAGGUUCGCGAGAAAAGCGAAAAGGAUAGGUGCUGGCGGAGGUGACAGAGAGGAAGACGAUUGCUCAAAGGGCAGAUUAGAGCAGGUGGAAACGCUAGGGGAGGAGGAGGAGGAGGAGGAGGAAGGAAGGACUGACGAGGGUUGCAAUGCUGCGAUGUCGAUCACCACCUCAGAGGAGCACACACACAGAGAAGAGGAGCAGCAGGACAAUGGGGUGGAACACAGAGGCGAGGUGAUGGAGCAGAUCCAGAGCAACGACCAAAACUGUUUGCAGCAGCCAUGUUUGUAGUUCUAGGCAUCGUCUUUGAAAGAAUGCUUCCCAGACACUGACCAACUAAACAACAACAAUCAAAGUCUGGGAAAUGAUCUGUUUUACAUUAAAACGUUAUUUAUAUUAUUUAAAUGAUAUGCACUACUUUUCUCUUUAACUGUAUAUGAAAAUGAUUUGGGGAAUAUGUUACCUGGUAGAUGUGCCACCCUCUUGAAUACACAUCUUGUGCAUUAUAAGCCAUAGAGAUUAAUUUAACAGUGCCAUAAUGUCAAAAGCAAUUGGUGACAUUUUCUGUCAUUUUAUGUAGCAAAAGGUUACCCAUAUCUCAAAGUAGAUUUAAGUCCGUGUAAAUAUUCUUGCAUUUUCAGUAAAAUUCCACC
Scomber japonicus (chub mackerel) is the source of this 3191-nucleotide messenger RNA. RefSeq names its product zinc finger protein 341 (gene znf341). The coding region runs from base 1 to 2829 and encodes 942 amino acids. The transcript has 15 exons. Lineage: Eukaryota; Metazoa; Chordata; Actinopteri; Scombriformes; Scombridae. The record is from RefSeq and is a predicted model, not a curated record.